Molecule: messenger RNA, 1212 nt
Organism: Myripristis murdjan (pinecone soldierfish)
Lineage: Eukaryota; Metazoa; Chordata; Actinopteri; Holocentriformes; Holocentridae
Gene: mogat3a
Product: monoacylglycerol O-acyltransferase 3a
Exons: 9
Coding region: 337-1212 (291 amino acids)
Biological process (GO): triglyceride biosynthetic process
Cellular component (GO): endoplasmic reticulum membrane
Molecular function (GO): diacylglycerol O-acyltransferase activity
Source: RefSeq, a predicted model, not a curated record
GGUCAGGAGCGUGUUUGGAAAGUUUGAAGUGAAGAAAUAUAGCAGUUUGGUCAGAACGCGCUUUGGAGCCGGAGCGUCACUCACACUGACCUCACCAUGCUCACCUUCACUAUCGAUCAUCCCGCUUAUUGGUGAUUGAUCAGGAAACAUUUCACUUUGUGCUGCGAGCCAACUCUGCUGUCAACAACAUCAGCGCGUGGAGAGAGACAGGAGAAAACACACAGAGAGACAGACAGGGCAAAACACGGAGGGAGAGACAGACUCCGAGGAAACAUCCAGGACCGACGCCGGGAGGACGAGCCCAGCCACGCCGGGGGAAGGAGCGCGUCCGCCGGCAUGAAGAUCGAGUUCGCCCCGCUGAACAUCCCGCUGCGGAGGAGGCUGCAGACCGCCGCCGUGCUGCAGUGGGUCUUCUCCUUCCUGGCUCUGGCCCAGUGCUGUAUGGCGGGCUUUGUGCUCCUGGCUCUCUCUGAUUGGUGGGUGCUGGCCAUGCUGUAUGCCGGUUGGCUGUGGCUGGACUGGGACACGCCCACCUGCGGGGGUCGGAGGUCGCGGUGGGUCAGGAGCUGGAGCGUCUGGAGGCACUUCAGGGACUACUUCCCCCUGAAUUUGGUUAAAACAGUGGAUUUGGAUCCCAGGAAAAACUACAUCUUUGGUUUCCAUCCUCACGGGGUCCUGGUGGCAGGGGGCUUUGGGAACUUCUGCACGGAGGCGACGGGUUUCUCGUCUCUGUUUCCGGGCCUGAAGCCCCAUCUGCUGAUGCUGCCCUUCUGGUUCAGAGUGCCUCUGUUCAGAGACUACAUCAUGUCAGGAGGUCUGGUCUCCAGCUCCAAGUCCAGUCUGUCUCACCUGGUCAGUCGUCCUGAAGGCGGGAACGUUGCUGUCAUCGCGGUGGGCGGAGCUCCAGAGGCGCUGGACGCUCGACCAGGAGCUCUAACACUGCAGGUCCUGAGCAGGAAGGGCUUCAUCAAGAUGGCUCUCAAGCACGGAGCUCAGUUGGUUCCAGUUUUUUCGUUCGGGGAAAACGAGCUGUUUGACCAGAUGGAAAAUCCCUCCGGAUCCCCGCUGAGAACUCUGCAGGACCGUCUGCAAAGCAUCAUGGGAGUGGCCAUGCCUCUGUUCCACGCCAGAGGGGUGUUCCAGUACAGCUUCGGACUGAUGCCCUACAGGAAGCCAAUACACACCGUUGUGAAAUUCAGCAACAUGCAGUAG